UUUAACUCUAGACAUAUCUAUUUAUCCAGACAAUUCCCUACUCUUUGGCUCUUUCCUUCCCAGUUGUUCACUCGCUUCGCAAUUGCUACAUUAUGCUCUCCCCCACCGACCCCCAGUUCAGUGGCUCAUCUGGCCGUAUCAUCAAUGUGACCACGACCUUGCCUACGCAGAUCUACAAGAACGACGAAACCAACGGCGAAUGGGCUAUCAGACCCAUCAGCGGAAAUUCCGCGCUCUACGCUUCCCACAGGUUCCUCGAGUCCUCCAGCUGGGAGACCCAUAUCGUGGGCUGGACCGGCGAGUUGCAUUACUCCACGGCGAUAAUCCCACAGCACCACGGAAACGCGUCCAACACUACGCACUCCAACAAUAACGAGUUGGAGGAGUGUGUCCACGCAUCUGCCGACCGCACCGAAACCGACCCAUUGUACCUCAGCGAGGCAGAAAAGACGGCCAUUGAGCGGAAGCUCCAGCCGGGGGAGAAGACUACUGUGCACCCCGUGUGGCUUUUGCGCAAGGACCAGCUGCGCUGGCGUCAUUACGCGGAGGAGUUCCUCUGGCCGGUGUUCCACUACAUCCAGCCAGAUCCCGCCACCAUGGAUGGCAAGUUUGAGACAGAGGCGUGGCGUGACUACGUGCGCUUUAACGAGGCGUACAUGCAAGCAAUCGCCGACGUAUACCAACCAGGUGAUAUCAUCUGGAUCCAUGACUACUACCUCUUGCUUCUUCCGCAGCUUGUGCGCAUGCGCUUUCCGGAUGCGCGUGUCGGCCUUUACGUGCACGCGCCGUUCCCGUCCUCGGAGUACUUCCGCUGCUUGUCGCGCCGCAAGCAGCUUCUUGACGGGAUGUUGGGCGCUAACCAGGUGGGCUUUCAGUGCGCCAGCUUUGUUAGACACUUUAUCUCGUGCUGCACGCGUCUUUUGGGCUGCGAAGCCACCCCCAGCGCCGUCUCCGCGUAUGGGCUGGACGUGGCCGUCUUCACCUUGCCCAUCGGCGUAGACGUGGAUUAUAUCCAGAGGGAGGCUUUCUUGCCAGCAGUUGACGAGCGCCUCCAGGCCAUUCGCGAAUUGUAUCCAGGCAAGAAGUUAAUCGUCGGCAGGGACCGUUUGGACGCUGUCAGAGGGGUUGUCCAGAAGCUAGAGGCCUUUGAGAUGUUCUUGUCUAUGUACCCCGAGUGGCGCGAAACCGUGGUGUUGAUCCAGGUCUCGUCCCCGACCUACGCCACCUCUGCGAAACUCGAGCGUAAGGUGAAUGAGUUGAUUGCGAGCAUUAAUGGUGAGUAUGGCCUGCUUGAACACACACCCGUCCAGCACUACCAGAUGCGCGUGAUGAAAGAGGAAUACUUUGCGUUGUUGCGUGCGGCCGACUUGUCUAUCGUCAGCUCCAUCCGCGACGGCAUGAGCACCACGUCGUUGGAGUUUGUGGUGUGCCAACAGGGCAACAGCUCGCCAUUGAUAUUGUCUGAGUUCACGGGUACCGCCUCUGUCUUGAAAGAUGCGUUCUUAGUCAAUCCCUGGGAUGCCGUGGGUGUUUCCAGGAGCAUUAACGAAUGCUUGUUGAUGUCUGACGAGAAGAAGCUAGCCAGGCAGACGAAGCUCUUAGCGGAGGUCCAGGCGAACACCGUGCAGCUGUGGACCAACGCCUUUGUUUCGCGUUUGAUGACGUCGGAAACGGUUCCGCUGGUCACCCCUGCGUUGAACCGGCCGUUGGUGUUGGCCGAGUACCGGGCUGCCAAUCGCCGCUUGUUCUUGUUCGACUACGACGGAACCUUGACCCCGAUCGUCCAGGACCCCGCCGCCGCAACCCCCUCGCACAAGCUCGAUAUCUACCUCGACCUGUUAGCGGAGGACCCUAAGAACCAGGUGUGGAUAAUCUCGGGGCGUGACCAGGCCUUUUUGGAAAAGUGGAUGGGUGGAAAGAACGUGGGCCUUUCCGCGGAGCACGGUUGUUUCAUGAAGGAUUUGGGGUCUCACGAGUGGGUAAACUUGGCAGCGGAAAUCGAUAUGCUGUGGCAGAAGAAGGUGGAGGCGGUGUUCCAGAAGUACACUGACCGCACCCCGGGCACCAAUAUCGAAAUGAAGAAGGUGGCCGUCACCUGGCACCACAGACGGGCCGACCCGGACUUUGGGAACUACCAAGCCGGCGAGUGCUACCGUGAGCUCAUGGCCACCAUCGCCAUCACAUAUGACGUGGAGGUGAUGAUCGGGAAGGCAAACAUUGAGGUGCGUCCCAAGGUGUUGAACAAGGGUGAGAUCGUCAAGCGCUUGGUUAGAGCUAAUCACGGGGCCAAACAGGGGUCUGCCGCUUCCAUGCCUGAGGGUGAUGUUGCGGACUUUGUGUUCUGCGCCGGUGACGACUUGACCGACGAGGAUAUGUUCCGGGCGUUGAGCGAGGUCGAGAUCGACCGCGUGCAGAAGGGUUACACCAGGAACCAAUGGAAUGGGUUUGGGGUCCAUCCCGUCGCAGUAGGGCCUGCAUCGAAGAAGACCACUGCCACCGCUCAUUUAGUCGAUCCCGCGGCGGUAAUUGAAACCAUUGGCUUGUUUACGGGCCAUGUAUCGAUCUUUGAGGCCGCUGGAACGGUGGAGCUCGACGACAGGGGUCACAUUGCCGGCAGUGAGUCGUCGGUGAGGGCUCUUUCCCGUACCAUUGCCAGCACAAAGAUCUAGUUCAAAGAUUGUGGUCUCUGCUAGAGCUGCGUAAGAAAAGGCUUAUUUAAUUUUUUUCCCUCUAUAGUAUAUUAAUACACUGUUGUUUGCCAAAGUGGUGAUCAGAAAGCUUAGAUUAUGAGUGGUACGAAUGGUUCUGGAGAGAGGUGCA
Messenger RNA from Babjeviella inositovora NRRL Y-12698, 2820 nucleotides. It is a transcript of the gene TPS2, whose product is annotated as trehalose-phosphatase. Gene Ontology annotation, cellular component: cytosol; alpha,alpha-trehalose-phosphate synthase complex (UDP-forming). Lineage: Eukaryota; Fungi; Ascomycota; Pichiomycetes; Serinales. The coding region runs from base 93 to 2669 and encodes 858 amino acids. Gene Ontology annotation, biological process: trehalose biosynthetic process; fungal-type cell wall organization; cellular response to heat. The record is from RefSeq and is a predicted model, not a curated record. Gene Ontology annotation, molecular function: catalytic activity. The transcript has a single exon.